CCCCCAACGCGGAAGUGACUCUCCACUUGUUUGGCUGUCUCUCCUCAUGACUCCCUGAGCACCUCUUCUUUUGCUUCGUGUGUUUGCUUGUUUUUCACAGUUAAAGGAGACAAGUGAUGGCUCUUUCAUUCGCGGGGAGGGUUGUGCUCGUCACCGGAGCUGGAGGAGGACUGGGGAAAGCGUAUGCACUGGCUUUUGCUGAAAGAGGUGCUUCAGUUAUAGUGAAUGACCUCGGGGGAGAUAUUAAAGGAGGUGGGAAGAGUUCUGCUGCGGCGGAUAAGGUGGUGGAGGAGAUUAAAGCCAAAGGAGGCAAAGCAGUGGCCAACUAUGAUUCUGUUGAAGAUGGAGAAAAGCUGAUACAAACAGCCCUGGAAUCUUUUGGAAGAAUCGAUGUGGUUGUGAACAAUGCGGGGAUCCUUCGUGACCGCUCGUUUGCCAGGACCAGUGACACAGACUGGGAUCUUAUCCACAGAGUUCACUUGAGGGGCUCGUUUUUGGUGACUAGAGCGGCCUGGAAUCACAUGAAGAAUCAAAAAUUUGGCAGAAUCAUCAUGACCACUUCAGCUGCGGGCAUCUAUGGGAACUUCGGACAAGCUAACUACAGCGCGGCGAAACUGGGACUGCUCGGACUGGCGAAUACUCUGGCCAUUGAAGGAGCGAAAUACAACGUUCACUGCAACACCAUAGCUCCUACGGCUGGAUCGCGCCUGACUGAGACCGUGAUGCCCCCAGACCUUUUGGAGAAUCUGAAGCCUGAAUAUGUGACUCCUUUGGUCCUUUGGCUCUGUCAUGAAGAUUGUCAUGAUAAUGGUUCACUGUUUGAGGUUGGCGCUGGCUGGGUUGGUAAAUUGCGUUGGGAGCGUGCUAAGGGAGCCAUUGUGAGACAUAAGUCCCGCCCCAUGACUCCAGAGGAUGUGAGAGACCAGUGGGACAAGAUCUGUGACUUUACCAAUGCAGACAAGAUCGCCACAAUUGGAGAGUCGGUUCAGUCGUUGGUGAAUGUGCUUUCUGAAGUGGAGUCUGGAGGAGCGGUUGAAGCCAAUCCCACGUCCUCUAUGUCCUCAGCUUCAGGGGUCAAUUAUCUUUCUGCAGUGGGACAUAAACUGGCUCCAUCCCAGUUCACGUACAACCACACACAGUGUAUCCUGUACGCUCUGGGAGUGGGCAUGUCCACCAAAGACCCCGACUCUCUCAGGUUUUUGUAUGAGAAUCAUCCAGAGUUUAGCUGUCUCCCGACAUUUGGAGUCAUCGUGUCCCAAGAUGCACUGAUGGGAGGAGGUUUGGUUUCAGUGCCUGGACUCAACAUGGACCUAACACAGGUUUUACAUGGAGAGCAGUACUUGGAGCUGUUGAAACCGCUCCCAACAUCAGGGACUUUGACCAUUCACACAACUGUAGCUGAUGUGUUGGACAAAGGAUCUGGUGCUGUGAUUCUGUUGGACGUAAAUGCGUACAGUGGAGAUGAACUCAUUUGCUUCAACCAGUUUUCUGUCUUUGUGGUCGGAGCUGGAGGCUUUGGAGGAAAGAGGAGCUCGGAUAAAGCCAAACCCCUUGUGGAUCCGCCCAAACGCGCUCCAGAUGCUGUGAUGAUCGACUCCACCACCAGAGACCAAGCAGCCUUGUACCGUCUAAGUGGUGACUGGAACCCUCUUCACAUAGACCCAAGUUUUGCUGCAAUGGGAGGUUUCAAGCAGCCCAUUCUUCACGGUCUCUGCUCCUUCGGAUUCGCGGCCAGACAUGUCCUGAAGCAGUACGCCGACAAUGACCCCACCAGAUUUAAAGCCAUCAAGGUGCGUUUUGUGAAACCAGUGCUGCCAGGACAGUCCCUCCAGACAGAGAUGUGGAAAGAGGGAAACAGAAUUCAUCUCCAGUGCAAAGUGAAAGAGACUGAUGCUGUGGUGCUCUCCGGGGCAUAUGUGGAUUUACACCCAGCAAAAGACGAAGCACUGGAAAAUCUCCCCAAAACUGGGGGGCUGCAGAGCGAGCUGGUAUUUACAGAGAUUGGACGCAGGAUUAAAGACAUGGGCGCUGAGCUGGUCAAAAAGGUCAACGCCGUGUUUGGAUGGGAGAUCACCAAGGACGGACAGAAUGCUGCGCAGUGGACCAUUGAUCUGAAGAGCGGCAGUGGGUCGGUGCACAAAGGGCCCUACAGCGGAAAGGCCGACGUAACCUUCACUGUGUCCGACGAAGACUUCAUGGAGGUGGUACAGGGCAAACUCAACCCCCAGAAGGCGUUCUUCUCGGGUAAACUGAAGAUCAGAGGAAACAUUAUGCUCGGUCAGAAGCUUGAGGUCAUCCUGAAGGACCACGCCAAGCUCUAAGGAGGAGCUCACACUGGUCCUGGAUUGGUCCCGGAUUGGUCCUGAUGUAGACUAGCUUUGGUCCAAUUCUAGUCCUGGUUUAGUCCUGGUUUAGUCCCGGUCUAGUCCCGCUUUAUUCCCGAGUUCAGUCCCAGUUAAUUCAACAGUUCUGAUGUGUGAACGUGUCUGACCAAAACAAAAUAAAAGAACUGACCAUCUUCACCAACCAGGAGAGUUUAAUAAGUUUUUUCAGUUGAUGAAUUUUUAACUAUAUAUUUUCAGUCAUCAGUCAUCACCUAAUUAAAUAUUAAGCAUGUAUAUUUUCAAGCCCUCAAAUUCAACAGUCAAAAUUUAGAGUGUAAAAUUCACAACAAAGAUUUAAGAUGCCAACAAGGCGCAAGUGAUCGAUUGGGAAUGAGGAGGACAGAGACGCUGUUUCCUAUUGGCCUUUCUCUUCUGUGGGCGGAGUUUAUAGUUAAGAAAUUGAAAAGAGAUGAUCAGGCCAAUUCUGACAGAUUUGUUCCCUACAGCAUUUCCUGGCUGUUUGUAAGUUAAAUCAUUUUCACAGUGAAUUUUACACUAUUAUGUAAACACACUGAAAAUGUAAACAAAAAAAUUCAGCAACUGAAUAUCCAUGUUUUUUCAGAGGUAAAAAUUUAAAAGUGAGAAAUUCAGCAGCAUUUAAAAUUCAAAAUGUGUUGAAACAAAUGAUCGUCCAUACUGUUUUAAUUGUACUGUUUGUGCGGCGUCUUUGAGCAUUUAGAAAGUCACUAUAUAAAUCAAAUGUUUUGGCCUGUUAAGGUGGGUACCAGUUUAUAGUAACCACAAACGAGUACUGCAAUUUACUGGUGAAAUAUUAUGCCUCGCUCUGAACUUGAAAGACCUGUACCGUUUUUGAAUGUCAAGUGAACCACUCCAUCUCCUCUUUCAAACUAUUACUGAACCAUGACAUAGAAAUAACGGUGUAGUAUACUCACAGGCAGUUGUUUCCCCUUUUUUCUUUUUACAAUAGACUGUAUGGCGUAAAAGGCAUUUUCCUGACCUACAAAAAAUGUCAAAUAUAUUUCCAUUACCUGGUCCCGUCCUCUGUGACAAGAAUUGUGUGUUGUUUAUAAUAAAGCUACAACUAAACUUGCUCUUUCAAAUAAUUAACUUUAAUUACCAAAUAAUGCUUCAGUGUUAAGUAGCUGGUUUAAAGCCAGGUACUUACAACUACAGUUUUGUGCAUUUUUUAAAAGCCGCUAUGCCAAGAAAUGAAAUUGUGAUCAUUUUUGUAGUUAAUAAUGUAACAUGUACAGUCUCUUCUCAUAUCUUUAUGAUAAAUACAAAUGAAUAUGAAAGUUUUCGCUAUAAAUAAACCUAAUGAUAAUAAAUGUGUCUCUCUGGA
Molecule: messenger RNA, 3687 nt
Organism: Boleophthalmus pectinirostris (great blue-spotted mudskipper)
Lineage: Eukaryota; Metazoa; Chordata; Actinopteri; Gobiiformes; Gobiidae
Gene: hsd17b4
Product: hydroxysteroid (17-beta) dehydrogenase 4
Exons: 25
Coding region: 117-2321 (734 amino acids)
Molecular function (GO): oxidoreductase activity
Source: RefSeq, a predicted model, not a curated record